AUGGUGGAACAAGAAAUUCAAAGCUUCCUCGUGAAACUAUUUCAGGAAAGAGACUCCAGACAUUACUAUGACAAGAUUCGAGACUGCCUCAAAAUGGAUGAUCGAUGUUGGAAGAAACUCUGCGAUCUUCGUGGCGACUGUGAGCUGUAUCCCUUCCUCCGAAAGCAUCAUCAAUCCAUUCAUGAUAGUCCAUCGCCCAGGAUAUUUGAGAUCCUGGUUCAGAUUCGACUAUGUAAGAGCUGGGCCAGACACCGAGGAGGAGUCAUCGAUCUCAUCGACCAAACUAUAGGGCCAACACCUCACACCUCGCAGACUCCUUCCCAUGCCUCGGUUACACACCUCACCCCGGGCAGUGCUCCCUCCAUCCGGUCCAAUUCCCACGAAAGUAAAUCUCGAUUUCCUCUAUAUGAUCCUUCUCCAGCCAACCUCUCGGUUCGCCCACCUGAUCAUGGCCGUCAUGACGGAAGUCCUAGUUCGACCAAUGACCUUUUUGCUGCUGUUCCUACCAAUAACGGCAAUGGAGGCCGCACUGCCCCUGAAGGCCAUCGGUUUUGUUGUCCUUCCAAGAACUGCAAGAAGAAUUACUCGCGCCAAGGGGACUAUGAGAACCAUAUGCAAUCCAGUCACAACGAGUGGCCCCCUCAUGAUCCUCAAAAUCAUCUCCGCAAGAUUUCUCACACCGGGCAAUUGAGUGCCGAUGUGGUCGAGGAGCAGCCCCUCGGGAACUCGUCAGCCACUCUCUCGCCGCUUACUCCUCAACCCAACCCCUUUGGCCCGAUGACUCCUGUCAUGCCCUGUACAGCUCCUAUCUCUUCUCAUCCACAGGCGCAGACAGGGUUAUCACAUCUUCUCACACAAGACACCAGCGUCCUCGGUGAUCUUCAAGCGAUUGGAGCACAAAUGCCUCUAACCCCACAGCAAAUAUCCAAUCCCCCUCUUAUUACAAACACCAUGCCCAGCGAUGAUUGGAGCAAUUCUGGCGUUGACAUUUCCGGCGGUGGUGUUAAUUUCCUUUUCGACCAAGAAUUUCUCUCGACAACCGACGUCAAUAAUGAUACCUUCAUGGACGGAAACUGA
Rhinocladiella mackenziei CBS 650.93 is the source of this 1077-nucleotide messenger RNA. RefSeq lists its product as uncharacterized. The record is from RefSeq and is a predicted model, not a curated record. The transcript has a single exon. NCBI's taxonomy places the organism in Eukaryota, Fungi, Ascomycota, Eurotiomycetes, Chaetothyriales, Herpotrichiellaceae. The coding region runs from base 1 to 1077 and encodes 358 amino acids.